AUGCAAUUUAGCCAUAAUUCCGCCGCAAAGACCAGAGAUAUCAGCGGCACGUACGUUAAUCUGCUAAAAUCCAGGGCCUCAUCGUCGGCAUCGGAGGGAGGAGGGCGACCUCCCGGUGGCCUCCUCGACCCACCCCUCCCGGGGCUUGGCCGAUAUCCGCCGCCGCCGCGGCCAAACCUCGCCACCGGAGCAACGCCGACGGAGACCACCCGGCUUCUUCCGACUGGUCUCCUGGUGAAAAUAUGAAGGGAGAGAGAGCACGGAGAUGGAGAAGAACCCAAAUUCCUGCUAAGGUUUCGAGCUGCGACUGGGGAAGAGGCCGAUUGUCGCAGCUGGAUGCCGGCCAUCGCCGUUAUCUUCCUCCUCCUGCUCCCGCCGCUGCCGCUGGCGGAGGAACCUACUUCCCCACUGAAAACUACAACGAGACCUUAUCCGAAAUAGCUAAUUGGGCCAUUUAUUGGGCCCAUGAUAAGGACCCCGAAAUACUAAUGGGCUGGAACAAACAGUUCCCGUUACAUCAUCGAUCAUGGACCCAAAUGUCUUAUUGGGCCUUCUCCCCCCAAUGCUUGAAGUCACACCGGGAUCCAUCUUCUCAAGGCCCAGCCGAGAAAAAAAUACAUGCACAUGUAGAAAUAAAUUAAAUUAAAUAAACAUUAGUAUGCUAUUUAUUUCGUACUAAUUCAUUAGUAUUAGCAAUUACAGAUGACACGUGGCAGGAAGCGUAAAGUCAACCGUUUCAAAGGGUGUUCAGUCAAUUUCCUCUAUUUUGGGCCCGGGGGCGGAGGGUUCCCUGGCCCAAAACAUCGGUGUUGGCCCAAUGGGCCAACAUGUCCUUAAAAGCCCAUCCGAGAAAACAUGUACACGUGAAAAUCAAACAAUUUAAAUAAAGAUGAUUAUACCAUAUUAUCAUCAAUUUUUCGUAUUUAUUGCGUUCAGUGGCAAGUAGCAUCGAGACCAAAAAGUCAUUACAUGUGAAAAAAAGUAAAAAUUAUUAUGCUACAUUGUCAAACAGUAAAACAGCUGACACGUGGCAGACUGACACUACGACCAAAAAGUCAACAGUUUUAAAACUAGACAGAAGGUAGAGAGCGUCAUCAGAGAAACCAGAUGCAAAAACUCAGCUUUUUUAGUCAACUUCCUCGAUCUUGGGCCCGGCGCCGCCGCCGCCGCCGUCGGAGGGUUCCCCGGCCGAAGCAGCGCCGCCGCCGCCCGCGCUGGCGGCGCCGCCCUGCUGGUACAUGCGGGCGAUGAUGGGAUUACAGACCUCCUCCAGCUCCUUGAGCUUGUGCUCGAACUCCUCCACCUCGGCCAGCUGGUUGCUGUCCAGCCACUUCAUGGUCUCCUCCACCUCUUUCUCGAUCUUCUCCCUCUCCGUCUCCGGCAUCUUCUCCCUCAUCUUCUCGUCCCUCACGGUGUUCCUCAUGUUGUAGGCGUAGUUCUCCAGAGAGUUCUUCGCCUCCACCUUCUUCUUCACCUCCUCGUCCUCCGCCCUGUACUUCUCCGCCUCCUUUACCAUCUUCUCGAUCUCGUCCUUGCUCAGCCUCCCCUUAUCGUUGAUGAUGGUGAUCCGGUUCUUCACCCCCGCGGUCUUGUCCUCCGCCGUCACGUUCAGAAUCCCGUUGGCGUCGAUGUCGAAGCAGACGUUGACCUGGGGCACCCCUCUCGGCGCCGGCGGGAUUCCGGUGAGCUCGAACUUGCCCAGAAGAUUGUUGUCCUUGGUUCGAGCCCUCUCUCCUUCAUAUACCUGGAUCAGAACUCCCGGCUGGUUAUCAGAGUAGGUGGAGAAGAUCUGCUCCUUUUUUGUGGGAAUGGUGGUGUUGCGGGAGAUCAGCACUGUCAUGACUCCACCGGCGGUCUCCAACCCGAGGCUCAGCGGCGUAACGUCGAGGAGGAGGAGGUCCUGCACCUUCUGGUCACCUUCUCCGGUGAGAAUCGCCGCCUGCACGGCGGCGCCGUAUGCCACCGCCUCGUCGGGGUUGAUGCUCUUACAGAGCUCCUUCCCGUUGAAGAAGUCUUGGAGCAGCUGCUGCACCUUGGGGAUGCGCGUUGACCCACCGACGAGCACCACCUCAUCGACGGCCGCCUUGUCCAGCUUGGCAUCUCUCAGGCACUUCUCCACGGGCUCCAUACACCGCCGAAACAGGUCCAUGUUCAGCUCCUCGAAUCUGGCGCGCGUGAUGGUGGCGUAGAAGUCAACGCCCUCGAAGAGGGAGUCGAUCUCCACAGUGGUCUGCGUCGUUGACGAGAGCGUCCGCUUGGCGCGCUCGCAGGCGGUGCGGAGGCGGCGGAGGGCGCGCGCGUUGCCGGCGAGGUCCUUCUUGUGUUUGCGGCGGAACUCGGCGGCGAAGUGGUUGACCAUGCGGUUGUCGAAGUCUUCCCCUCCCAAAUGGGUGUCCCCGGCAGUGGCUUUGACUUCGAAGAUUCCUUCCUCGAUGGUCAACAGCGAUACGUCGAAGGUCCCCCCGCCAAGGUCAAAGAUGAGGAUGUUCUUCUCCCCAGUCCUCUGCGCCUUCUUGUCCAGCCCGUAGGCGAUGGCGGCGGCGGUUGGCUCGUUGAUGAUCCGCAUCACGUUGAGCCCCGCAAUGGCGCCGGCGUCUUUGGUGGCCUGCCGCUGUGAAUCGUUGAAGUAAGCGGGGACGGUGACGACCGCGUUCUUGAUGGGAAACCCUAGAAAGGCCUCUGCAACUUCUCUCAUCUUGACGAGGAUCAUGGAGGAGAUCUCUUCCGGGGAGAAGAGCUUCUGCUCGCCCUUGUAGGAGACGGCGAUCAUGGGCUUGUCGCCGGCGCCGGAGAGGACCUUGAAAGGCCAGUGCGCCAUGUCCGACUGGACGGAAGAGUCCGAGAAGCGCCGGCCGAUGAGGCGCUUGGCGUCGAAGACGGUGUUCGCAGGGUUCAUGGCGACCUGGUUCUUGGCGGCGUCGCCGAUGAGCCGCUCCGUGUCGGUGAAGGCGACGUAGGAAGGGGUCGUCCUGUUCCCCUGGUCGUUGGCGAUGAUCUCCACUCUGUCGUUCUGCCACACGCCCACGCAGCUGUAGGUCGUCCCCAGGUCUAUUCCGAUUGCCUUCCCUCCCCCAUCGCCGCCGCCACUGCUGCUCUUCGCAGACGCCAUCUUCUCUCUCUCUCGCUCUCUCUCUCUCUCUCUCUCGCUCGCUCGCUCGCUUCUUCUGAAUAUCGAUCUGGGUGGGGAGUGGCUUCUGGGAGUGUCCUGGGUUUAUAUAGAGAGAGAGAGAUGGUUCAGGAGAGUUGCAGAGCUUUGGGAGGAGACGAUGCGGGUUAUCGCAGGAAGGACAGGUGGAAGAAGACGAUGGUGGUGCCGCCACGUGUACGAGGGGAGAGCCUUCUAGACUCGGCGGCCUCAAUGGACUGA
Spirodela intermedia is the source of this 3367-nucleotide messenger RNA. NCBI's taxonomy places the organism in Eukaryota, Viridiplantae, Streptophyta, Magnoliopsida, Alismatales, Araceae. The record is from the annotation of a GenBank genome assembly.